GGACGGGAAAUCCGAGUGACGCAACAAGCUGUCAGCUGUUCUUGUUUUGCUUCGGGUUUUUUCCCUUCUUCUUUCUCCAGAGUGUCUGAUAUCUUCUGCACUAAAUAAGAACAUUUAUGGAACUCAGAUUUGGAUUCUAAAAACACCGGAAAUAAGGAGUUCAAAACACUCAAGCCUAUGAUUAGAUCGGUUUAUUGUUAAAAAGGCGAUCGAGAUUUCUUCUCAGCUGGAUCCUCAAUCCGACACUAUCGUGCCAAGAGGCAAAGCCGAUCCCAGGCCUCCGAUCCAGGGCGGAGGGAGGGAAAGAGGUCGCUGGGAAUCGGGAUGGAGACGGGAGAGGGAGCAGACGGUCCUAGCGGACCGGGUGAACCGGGAGCCGGGCCGGGGACGGAGCUGACGGGGCUUGGCUGCGCCUCUUUCAACCAAGACUCCACGUCAUUGGCGGUGGGAACCAAGACAGGCUAUAAGCUGUUCUCUGUGACCUCAGUGGACAAACUGGACUGCAUCUACGAGAGCGAGACCCCAGACGUGUACAUCGUGGAGCGGUUGUUCUCCAGCAGUCUGGUGGUGGUGGUCAGUCUCUCCAUACGCAGACGGAUGAACGUCUACCACUUCAAGAAGGGAACGGAGAUCUGCAACUACAGCUACAGUAACAACAUCCUCUCUGUCAGACUCAACAGACAGAGGCUGGUGGUGUGUCUGGAGGAGUCAGUGUACAUCCACAACAUCAAAGACAUGAAGCUGCUGAAGACCCUUCUCAACACGCCCUCCAACCCUUCAGGUCUGUGUGCUCUGUCCAUCAACCAUUCCAACUCGUACCUGGCCUACCCAGGCAGCUCCACCAUCGGAGAGAUCAUAGUUUAUGAUGCCAACAACCUGAGCACUGUGACAAUGAUCCCGGCCCAUGACAGUCCCCUGGCUGCUCUCACCUUCAACUCGUCAGGCACCAAGCUGGCCAGCGCCUCGGAGAGGGGUACUGUAAUCCGCGUGUUCUCCAUCCCAGAGGGACAGCGUCUGUUUGAGUUCCGCAGAGGGAUGAAGAGGUACGUCAAUAUCAGUUCCCUGUCCUUCAGUCCUGACGCCCAGUUCCUCUGUGCCUCCAGCAACACUGAGACCGUACACAUCUUCAAACUGGAACAGCACGGACCCAGUGGGGAGGAGGAGUGUCCUACCUGGGGAUCCUAUGUAGGGAAGAUGUUCUCUGCAGCCAGCAGCUACCUCCCAGCCCAGGUGUCUGGAGUGAUGAGUCAGGAAAGAGCCUUCGCCACUGUACGCCUCCUAGUGGCCGGGCAGAGGAACGUCUGUACCCUCGCCACGAUCCAGAAGCUUCCUCGUCUGCUGGUGGCCUCCUCCGACGGACAGCUGUUCAUCUAUAACGUCGACCCUCAGGAUGGAGGAGAGUGUGUCCUGGCUCAGAAACACAGAUUGUUUGGUGAGGAUGAGGACAAGGAGGAGGGGGUGGAGUCAGAAGGGUCAGAGGUCACGGUGCCCGUCCAGGCAUGUCCAUCAUACGCCGCCACUGUUGCCAUACCAACCACCGGUCCAGUCACUACCACGCUUACAGGUUACUCUGAGGAUGGUGGGGCUAAGAAGGGCGAGGUGAUCCCAGAACAUGAGUUUGCCGCUGGUCCCGUCUGUCUGGAUGAUGAGAACGAGUUUCCUCCAAUAAAUUGGUGCCGCGACGGAACUCGAGGUGGCCAGGGGCGUCGUCUGUGAGGGUAGAACGAAGGAAGGAAGGACAGGAGGACAGACAGGCGGGCGGACAGACAGACAGA
Salvelinus fontinalis (brook trout) is the source of this 1775-nucleotide messenger RNA. RefSeq names its product WD repeat domain, phosphoinositide interacting 1 (gene wipi1). The coding region runs from base 325 to 1716 and encodes 463 amino acids. Gene Ontology annotation, cellular component: phagophore assembly site membrane; cytosol; extrinsic component of membrane. Gene Ontology annotation, molecular function: protein binding; phosphatidylinositol-3-phosphate binding; phosphatidylinositol-3,5-bisphosphate binding. The record is from RefSeq and is a predicted model, not a curated record. Lineage: Eukaryota; Metazoa; Chordata; Actinopteri; Salmoniformes; Salmonidae. The transcript has 14 exons. Gene Ontology annotation, biological process: nucleophagy; protein localization to phagophore assembly site; autophagy of mitochondrion.